Molecule: messenger RNA, 1179 nt
Organism: Eutrema salsugineum
Lineage: Eukaryota; Viridiplantae; Streptophyta; Magnoliopsida; Brassicales; Brassicaceae
Product: GDSL esterase/lipase At2g40250
Exons: 3
Coding region: 13-1104 (363 amino acids)
Molecular function (GO): hydrolase activity, acting on ester bonds
Source: RefSeq, a predicted model, not a curated record
CUAAACCAAACCAUGAACCCUAAUCAUCACAAACCAAUCCUACUUGCAUUCUUCACUCUUCUUCUCCUCCAACUUCAAAACCCUAUCAAUGCAUCACCAUCCCCACCAAUAACGGCUCUUUACGCCUUCGGCGACUCCACGGUGGAUUCCGGCAACAACAACUACAUCCCAACUCUUUUCCGUAGCAACCAUCCUCCCUACGGAAAAUCCUUUCCGGCCAAACUCUCCACCGGACGAUUCUCCGACGGAAAACUCGCCACCGACUUUUUAGCCUCCUCUCUAGGACUCAAAUCCACUAUACCAGCUUACCUCAACCCCACGGUCAAACCCGUUGACCUUUUGACUGGCGUUAGUUUUGCGUCGGCCGGAGGUGGUUUAGAUGAUCGCACGGCGAUGUUGUCGUCGACUUUGGCCAUGGACAAGCAAUGGAGUUACUUCGAAGAGGCGGUUCGUAAGAUGAAGAGUGUGGUUGGAGACUCGGAAACUAAUCGGGUGAUUAAGAAUGCUUUGUUUGUGAUUAGUGCGGGGACUAAUGAUAUGAUCUAUAACGUUUACGAUCAUGCUCUUGGGAGAUUCAUCUCCGUUUCGGAUUAUCAUGACUUUCUACUCAGCAAAGUCGAAGCUUUUGUCCAGAGACUACACGACGCAGGAGCACGAAGGAUUGCAGUAGUAGGACUACCACCAAUCGGAUGCCUUCCGGUGCAAGUAACACUUGGCACCUUCACUUCUCUCCCUCUCCCUCGCAUCUUCCGUCAUCGGAUCUGUUCGGAAAAUCAGAACGCUGAUUCUCGGCUUUACAAUCAAAAGCUAAAGAAUCUAAACUUCCGUCUCAAUCAGAGGCUUCGAGGCUCCAAAGUUCUUCACCUAGACAUCUACUCUCCAUUAAUGGACAUGAUCAAACAUCCUCACAAAUACGGAUUGGAAGAAACGUUGAAAGGAUGUUGCGGGACGGGGUUGCUUGAGGCAGGACCUCUAUGCAAGCCAUUGUCUCGGACUUGUGAUGAUGUUUCAAAAUAUUUGUUCUUUGAUUCUGUGCAUCCUUCGCAAAAGGCUUACUCUGUCAUUGCUACUUUCGCCUUACAAAAUGUGUUACCUCUCCUCUGAUUUAUUAUUUUCUCUUAUUUUAUUUUUACCAUUUGCAGUAAAAUCUUUAUGAAACGAUUGCUAAAUCAAAAAUCA